Messenger RNA from Anopheles nili, 4356 nucleotides. RefSeq names its product alpha-actinin, sarcomeric (gene Actn). The record is from RefSeq and is a predicted model, not a curated record. The transcript has 12 exons. Lineage: Eukaryota; Metazoa; Arthropoda; Insecta; Diptera; Culicidae. Bases 330 to 3101 code for a protein of 923 amino acids. Gene Ontology annotation, biological process: actin cytoskeleton organization; muscle cell development. Gene Ontology annotation, cellular component: Z disc; cortical actin cytoskeleton; cell projection. Gene Ontology annotation, molecular function: calcium ion binding; actin filament binding.
GGAGAAAAUUUGCAACCCGACCUCUUUCAGUUACCGGACUUGCGUUACUCGGACUGCAUCGUGCGAGCCUCGAACUCGGCGUGCAGCUGAAGAAAACCCUCGUCGUGCGAGCCGAGGAUCAGUUCUCUCGGGAGGAAAGAGAAGAAAGUUAUAAAAAAAAGCAAAAAAAGAGGCAACACCUUGGAGCAACCGAGGUGUGCGCGCGGUGGUAUUGUGUUGUCUAGUUAGUUGGCUAGUGUCUGCGCGAUAGCGAGUGCCAGUGCUUUGUUAGGUGGCAAAAGUGCGGUGUGUGCCAUACCCGAACAUCGAAGUAACGAACCUCUGCGACGAUGAUGGAGAACGGGGGAUACCAGUACGGCGAGGAGAGCUACAUGGAGCAGGAGGAGGAAUGGGAGCGGGAGGGACUGCUUGAUCCGGCCUGGGAGAAGCAGCAGAAAAAGACCUUCACUGCUUGGUGCAACAGCCAUCUGCGCAAGGCCGGUACUUCGAUCGAGAACAUCGAGGAUGAUUUUCGUAACGGACUCAAACUCAUGCUCCUGCUGGAGGUCAUCUCCGGAGAAACCCUGCCGAAGCCCGACCGCGGCAAGAUGCGUUUCCACAAGAUUGCCAACGUAAAUAAGGCAUUGGAUUUCAUCGCAUCGAAGGGUGUGAAGCUGGUGUCGAUCGGCGCUGAAGAAAUCGUCGACGGCAACCUGAAGAUGACCCUCGGCAUGAUCUGGACCAUUAUCCUGCGAUUCGCCAUCCAGGACAUCUCGGUCGAGGAAAUGACUGCCAAAGAAGGUCUGCUGCUGUGGUGCCAACGUAAGACCGCACCGUACAAGAACGUCAACGUGCAGAACUUCCAUCUCAGCUUCAAGGACGGUUUGGCAUUCUGUGCCCUCAUCCAUCGUCAUAGACCCGACCUGAUCGAUUACUCCAAACUGUCGAAGGACAACCCACUGGAGAACCUCAACACGGCGUUCGAUGUCGCUGAGAAGUAUCUCGACAUUCCAAGAAUGCUUGACCCUGAUGAUCUGAUCAACACGCCGAAGCCAGAUGAACGUGCCAUCAUGACGUACGUGUCGUGCUACUACCAUGCCUUCCAAGGAGCGCAGCAGGUUCGACAAAACACAGCCAUGCCAGAUGAACGCGCCGUUAUGACUUACGUUUCAUCUUACUACCAUUGCUUCAGCGGGGCCCAAAAGGCUGAAACCGCUGCCAACCGUAUCUGUAAGGUACUGAAGGUCAACCAGGAGAAUGAGCGUCUCAUGGAAGAGUAUGAGCGAUUGGCCAGUGAUCUGUUGGAAUGGAUCCGACGCACGAUGCCAUGGCUUAACUCGAGACAAUCGGACAGCACGUUGGCUGGUGUCCAGAAAAAGCUGGAAGAGUACAGAACUUACCGUCGCAAGCAUAAGCCGCCACGUGUCGAGCAGAAGGCCAAAUUGGAGACGAACUUCAACACCCUGCAGACCAAGCUGCGCCUGUCGAACCGUCCGGCGUACAUGCCGACCGAGGGUAAGAUGGUGUCGGACAUCACCAACUCCUGGAAGGGGCUUGAACAUGCCGAGAAGGCGUUCGAGGAGUGGUUGCUGGCUGAAACCAUGCGCCUGGAGCGUUUGGAGCAUUUGGCGCAGAAGUUCAAGCAUAAGGCCGAUACGCACGAGGACUGGACCAAGGGCAAGGAGGAGAUGCUGCAGUCGCAGGAUUACCGUAACUGCAAGCUGAACGAGCUGAAGGCGUUGAAGAAGAAGCACGAAGCCUUCGAGUCCGACUUGGCCGCUCACCAGGAUCGUGUCGAGCAGAUCGCUGCAAUCGCCCAGGAGUUGAACACUCUGGAGUAUCACGAUUGCGCUUCGGUGAACGCCCGUUGCCAGCGCAUCUGCGAUCAAUGGGAUCGCCUUGGAGCGCUGACUCAGCGCCGUCGCCAGGGCUUGGACGAAGCCGAACGUAUUCUGGAGAAGAUCGAUCUGCUGCACUUGGAGUUUGCCAAGCGCGCAGCUCCGUUCAACAACUGGCUCGAUGGCGCUCGGGAGGAUCUCGUGGACAUGUUCAUCGUCCACACGAUGGAGGAGAUCCAGGGCCUGAUUCAGGCGCACGAUCAGUUCAAGGCAACGCUCGGCGAAGCGGACAAGGAGUUCAACGUCAUCAUCGGACUGGUCCGCGAUGCUGAGGCGAUCGUGAAGCAAGAACAGGUGCCCGGUGGUCUGGUGAACCCCUACACCACACUCUCGGCCGAUCUGAUCAGCCGAAAGUGGUCGGAAGUGCGAGCACUUGUGCCGCAGCGUGACCAGACGCUGGCUAACGAGCUGCGCAAGCAGCAGAACAACGAAAUGUUGCGUCGCCAGUUCGCCGAAAAGGCUAACGCGGUCGGACCAUGGAUCGAACGGCAAAUGGACGCGGUGACGGCCAUCGGUAUGGGCAUAUCGGGCUCGCUCGAGGAGCAACUGCACCGUCUGAAGGAGUAUGAGCAGGCCGUGUAUGCAUACAAGCCGAGCAUCGAAGAGCUGGAGAAGAUCCACCAGGCCGUGCAGGAGUCGAUGAUCUUCGAAAACCGAUACACGCACUACACGAUGGAAACUCUGCGUGUUGGAUGGGAGCAACUGCUAACAUCGAUCAACAGAAACAUCAACGAGGUGGAGAACCAAAUUCUCACCCGUGACUCGAAGGGAAUCACACAGGAACAGCUGACCGAGUUCCGCUCGAGCUUCAACCACUUCGACAAGAACCGAACUGGUCGGUUGGCACCAGAAGAGUUCAAGUCGUGUCUCGUCUCGCUGGGCUACUCGAUCGGCAAGGACAAACAGGGAGACAUGGACUUCCAGCGCAUCUUGGCCGUGGUCGACCCGAACGCAUCGGGCUACGUGCAGUUCGAUGCUUUCCUGGACUUCAUGACGCGAGAAAGCACCGAUACCGAUACGGCGGAACAGGUUAUCGAUUCGUUCAGAAUUUUGGCAUCCGACAGGCCUUACAUUCUUCCCGAUGAGCUGCGCCGCGAGUUGCCACCAGACCAGGCGGAAUACUGCAUCCAAAGAAUGCCACCGUACAAGGGACCUAAUGCCAUCCCUGGAGCAUUGGAUUACAUGUCCUUCAGUACGGCGUUGUACGGCGAGAGCGACCUGUAAUUGGUGCCCGCAGCCGUCGAAGCCAUCCUGGAUCAUUGCUGAUCGUGGGCCGGCGAAAAAUACACCAACAAACACACACACACAAUCACGCCAACAACGCCAACAAUGUGCAUGCGUGCAUACGAAUCGCAUCGCAUGUCCUUACCGCGCCAUCGACAGUUAUUUCAACUCCUGUCUCUAUUGCUGUUUUUUAUUAUUAUUUUUAUUGCCAAUAUGGGAACGCAUAGUGCUGGAAAGUAAAGUCACAUCGUCAUUUCGCCGGCAGGUAGUGAAAAUGAAAUGGUUUAUGAAAAUCGUGGACGAAUCUACAGCAUAUCGGUUUGAUGCGAUUUGCUUGAUAAUGGAACAAAUGGAAUCCAGCUGCAUAAGAAGUAAGGAUAGUGUCCUGAUGCACGUAAUCAGUGUUACGCUGGAACUGCGAGAAAGUGCAUGAGAUUUGGGAAACAAUCUGUUGUAAACAUGUGUAAAGGUCAUCAAUACAUGCUAGCCACGCAGGCAGAUGCUAGAGUGAAGAAUCAUAAAAGUUUUAGUGAGAGGAAGAAAUGAGCAUGCGAAUAGCACAGACAAGAACAGUGUUGAAAUAGAGUCAACCAUCCGAGCUGGCUGGUAACGAUGAGAAACCAUUUUAUUUUAUUGCAUAUUUAUUAUGAUUAUAAUUACGAAUACUGCUCUAUGGUCGUUAUUAUUAUUAUUUUCGUUUUCUUCAACAAAAUGAUGAUAAUGAUGAUGAUAGAUGAUGAGGAUGAGGAUUUUGAUGAUGAUGAUCGUCGACAUACAAACAAAAAGAGCAAUCGACGAGUUCUUUGGAAAUCUUAUUUAUAUAAUAAAAAGAAACACACAAAAAAAAUACAAAGAAGAACACAAAAAUGUAAAAAACCCAACAAAAAACCUAACAAACACAACUCUAACAAACCAAAGUGUGCAACGUCUUCAAUUCAUUAUAUAAUUUGUUUAGUGUAUUGCUUUUCCCCCGCCAAGAGCAAGAGCCAACAGCCGUUCCAGAGAAUUUGACGCUUUAAUACGAAGCGAUAUCUCAGUUUGCGCCUUCCUUGAGAAAUCUAAAUUUUCCAAAAUGUUUACUUUUCGCAUAUGCAUAUUAUGAUUUUAAAACACGUGCGGCUAUGUUUGAAAUGUUUCUUACACUCUAAAAACAUGAUUUUAUUUCAUUGCGUUUGAUGUGAAGUUACAGUUUAUCUAGUUACGUAAUACUCAACAACAGUAUAAAUAAUACUAGGAUGAUAUUUACAAUUGCUUA